CAGAAUAAAAAAAUAUAUACUUUAUUAUUUAAAGCGUCAACACACAGUGAUGCACCAGAUACACAGUUUUUCAUAAAGUAGACAUUACCAGUUACAGUACGCCUACCCCUUUUUUUUGGAUAAUAGGGCGGUCCGUUGAGGGCUCGAAUAUUUUUGCGGGAGAAAAGAGCUGAGAUUAGCGUGUGUUUAUAUUUUGUUCUGACAGCAUAUCUAUCUAUCACCUCGUCGGAUACAGAUAAUAUUACAAUAUUUGCGACAAUAAUGUGGUGAUCACCUGCCAGUGUCAUGAGCUCUAGAAAGAUAAGAGCGAAGAUGCCAAAAGUCGCCCCCCAAAAGGACAAGCCUGAAAGCAGACCAUCCUACCUGAACGUGUCUUCCAUUGAGAAAGACAGCUCAUUGCACGAGUACCACAACUAUGGAAACCCCAUGCACAGCACUGCCUUGGAGGAGGAUCUGAGUCAUGUGGUGGAGCAGAAAGAAGGGGCUCAAGCGAGGGAGGGACAGCGACAGCCACACCAGAGCAGCACUGUAGUGGCCCCUAAAAAAGCCCCCCGGACUGGCCGAGGAAAGGCCCAGACCAAGGACAGAAGUGGCCAGUCGUCCCCAGCCAAGGCCUCUGUUCCUGGGAGGACAGAGAGGAAGAGCCAGGGACUUAAGGAAAGGCCUGUGAAGAAGAGGCUGAAAAGAGCAGCAGACCCGGCUACGGUGUCUCAGCCCCAGGCCGUCUCCACAGUCUCCCCCAGCUCUCCUAGCCCGACCAAGAAGAGACAGAGACCUUCUCUGUCCUCCGAGGACCUUUCUGACAACGAGGACCCCAACUGGAACAAUGGCCAGAAGAGGGCCAAGUCCAGGAAGUCCGCGAGUGAGAAGGUGAGCAACAGGAAGUCCCCUGGCAACAGGCGGAACAACAGGAAAUCGUCUGCUGAAAGGAAGAGCCUCCAAGACAAGAAGAGGAAGUCAUCAUCAGGAACUUCAGACACGACAGGUGCCGUACGCAAAGUGGACCUGCUCCAGAGGGUGAGGAACCCUGGUGAGCUUGAUGUGGUCCUAGACUCUUUCCUGGAGUUCACCUCCCUCUACAGCGAGGCCGUGGGGUCAAAGGCAGUGUGUCAGGCGAUAGACGCCCUCUCUCACUCCGUCCAGGAACAGCUGUCUGAAAAGAUUGCUGCAGCUAAGGAGCUGGACUGCCUACGGAGAGACACAAGGAAGGUGACAAGUGCCAUCAACAAGAAGAGAGAGAGGCUGCUGGAGGCCAAGAACGAGGCCAUCAGGAAAGAGAAGGAAGUUCGGGGGCUGCAGAGAGAAAAGGCCAGACUGCAGCAGCGCCUGGAGGACCUCCGAAAAGGCUCUGGCCUCCUCUCAGGGCUGGCAAACCUGCACAGAAACUACCGGCAGCAUGUCCACCUGGACCAGCCCCAGCAGUACGGUGUGUCCAGCCUCCCUGCUCUACUGCUGGAAGCACAGCAGGUUCUGGGAGCUGAAGAACAGCUGAGAACCCUCAAUGGCAGGCUGGAGCAGGCCCUGGAGAAAGUGGUCUGACACAGCUAUACAUCCACACAAAUACAAAUUAAAGCAGCAAUGUGCACAGACCAUACAUUGAAAAAAAUACAUCCACGAUACAGUCCAGAAGUUUUUUGUGUGCUGCAGGAACUAAAUAUCAGAAAUUACUGUAAUUAUGAAUGAAACAUCUUUCAUUGUGUCAUAAUAAACGUCAUGUUGGAGCAUCUGAAA
Molecule: messenger RNA, 1731 nt
Organism: Osmerus eperlanus (European smelt)
Lineage: Eukaryota; Metazoa; Chordata; Actinopteri; Osmeriformes; Osmeridae
Gene: cenpu
Product: centromere protein U
Exons: 12
Coding region: 286-1539 (417 amino acids)
Cellular component (GO): nucleus
Source: RefSeq, a predicted model, not a curated record